Messenger RNA from Peromyscus californicus insignis, 3206 nucleotides. It is a transcript of the gene En2, whose product is annotated as engrailed homeobox 2. The transcript is spliced from 2 exons. Gene Ontology annotation, cellular component: nucleus. NCBI's taxonomy places the organism in Eukaryota, Metazoa, Chordata, Mammalia, Rodentia, Cricetidae. Gene Ontology annotation, molecular function: RNA polymerase II cis-regulatory region sequence-specific DNA binding; DNA-binding transcription factor activity, RNA polymerase II-specific. Bases 482 to 1459 code for a protein of 325 amino acids. Gene Ontology annotation, biological process: multicellular organism development; neuron differentiation; regulation of transcription by RNA polymerase II. The record is from RefSeq and is a predicted model, not a curated record.
CCGAGCGGUGGCGGCCCGAGCGGGCCCCGGCGGCGCUGAGCGCGGAGAGCGCGCUGCCUGCAUGCGUGCAGCUCUGGCCCGCGGUGGCCGAGGCGGCGGCGCCGGAGCCCCAGGCUGCUGGCCACCGAGAGGAGCGCGGAGCCGGGCAGACGUCCCAGGUCCCCGCAGGAGUGCGGUGACCGUCUAAAGCCGGGUGCGUCGCCGAGACCCGGACCUACCUCCUUUGAAUCUCCCCGCGUCCCGGCCAGGCGGGAGACUCUGGUUAUUUGCUAAGGCACUUCGUGGAUCCGAACGUGGCUCGGCUCGGAGCACGCCCGGCGACCUGUAGGACUCCAGCCCUGGCCGCGGCCACGGCUCGCGGCUUUGGAGGACUCGGCUGGGUAGGGGCUCGCGGGUGUCGGUGUGUGCGGCGCGCGGGCCGGCCGGAGGUUGCUUUUGGAGGAGGGCCGGUGGAAAGGUGGUUGGGGAUUUUCUGUGAAGCAUGGAGGAGAAUGAUUCCAAGCCCAGCGAGGCAGCGGCGGAGGCGCAGAGGCAGCCGGAAUCCAGCCCUGGCGGCGGCUCCGGUGGCGGUAGCAGCCCUGGCGAUUCGGACACCGGCCGCCGGCGGGCUCUGAUGCUACCCGCCGUCCUGCAGGCGCCGGGCAACCACCAGCAUCCGCACCGCAUCACCAACUUUUUCAUCGAUAACAUUCUGCGGCCUGAGUUCGGCCGCCGAAAGGACACGGGGACGUGCUGUGCCGGUGCGGGCGGAGCGAGAGGCGGCGAAGGCGGCGCUGGCGGUACAGAGGGUGGCGGCGGCGCAGGCGGAGCCGAACAGCUCCUGGGGUCCGGCGCCAGGGAAUCCCGGCCGAACCCAGCGUGCGCACCCAGCGCCGGAGGGCCGCUCUCCGCCGGUGGCGGCGACUCUGCGGCUGACGGAGAAGGCGGCUCCAAGACACUUUCGCUACACGGCGGGGCUAAAAAAACCGGCGACCCAGGGGGUUCCUUGGAUGGGGCGCUCAAGGCCCGAGGCUUAGGCGGCGGUGACCUGUCGGUGAGCUCCGACUCGGACAGCUCUCAAGCCAGUGCCACCCUGGGCGCGCAGCCCAUGCUCUGGCCGGCUUGGGUCUACUGCACGCGCUACUCUGACCGGCCUUCUUCAGGUCCCAGGUCCCGAAAACCAAAGAAGAAGAACCCGAACAAAGAGGACAAGCGGCCGCGCACGGCCUUCACUGCUGAGCAGCUGCAGAGGCUCAAGGCGGAGUUUCAGACCAACAGGUACCUGACAGAGCAGCGGCGCCAGAGCCUGGCGCAGGAGCUCAGCCUCAACGAGUCUCAGAUCAAGAUCUGGUUCCAGAACAAGCGGGCCAAAAUCAAGAAAGCCACGGGCAACAAGAACACUCUGGCAGUGCACCUCAUGGCACAGGGCCUGUACAACCACUCCACCACAGCCAAGGAGGGCAAGUCGGACAGCGAGUAGGGCGAGCAAGCAGGGCGGGCGGUCUAGGGCCGCGCGAAACAAUGCAAUAAUUUAAAAACCGUGAACAAAGGGCCAGUGUAUAAAGAUUAUACCAGCAUUAUCUGUGAAAAUCCCGUGUAUUAGCUAUGGUUCUACAAUAAUCUAUGUACAUAUAAUUUACAGGUGGUGUAAAAUCCAAAAUAUCUGACUAUAAAAUAUUUUUUGAGUUUUUUGUGUUUAAGAGGUUAUGCUAAUUUUAUGUUAUUAUUAUUCUUUCUGCAAAGGGGGCUGUUUAGGGUUUCAGCUUUUUCUUUUUCUUUUUUCUUUUUUAAUCCCUUAAGCUCCAUUAUGGGACAUCGGACACUUUUUUUUUUUUUCGAAAGAAAAAAAAUUAAAACAACUUGCUAAAGUCCAAAGAUUUUUAUUGCUGCAUUUCACAGGACUGUGAACCGAAUAAAUAGCUCCUAUUUGGUCUGUGGGCUCUGCCGCUUGCUUUGUGCUGGCUUGGGAGUGCUGUAGGAAGUGCAAGCCUGGUGAUGGAGAGCUCUGGGCUUCCGUGGGGAGAGAGGACGCAGUUUUUUGGCUGAGGUCCGAGGAAGUCCACGCAGGCCCACAGCUCUCCAGGCACCUCUCCAUGCUGCCUCCUACUGUCUCUCCUCCCAACCACCUCAGAGGCCCGCGCUGGCCACCACCGUAUGUCUGCUUCUGUGUCGCUGAUCCCUGUCCUGCCACAGCCCCGUAGCGACCUGCCAGCGCCAACUCUUCCACCUUGAACACUGUGGGGAGCGCUUGGGGUCUAGGAAAAAGGGGAACUGUGACCUGAAGGCUUGAAGGCUUCGCUGCUGCGGGGACAGCUAGCCCUGACCCAAAAGCCCUACCGAGAUCAGCUUCAGGGCCUGGCAGAGCGAGUUGGUAUGUCUUCCUUUCCUUUUUCCUCCCUUUUUCUUUCUCCCUUAUUUUUGAGUGGUGAAUACAUGUAUGUGUACAUACUCGUGUAUGCAUGUGCACGCAUACCCCAGGCCUGUGUGAAGCUGGGGUUCUGGAGCUUGCGGCUACCUUGACUCUCAAAGGAACUCGGAACCCUCCUGAAUCUAGAGGAAGUGUGUAAAUAAUCAUUUCUUAUCACUUUUUGUCUUUUUUUGUUUUGUUUUGUUUUUUAAAGAAAAUAUACAUUUUAUUUUUUGAAGGUGUGGUACUGUGUAAAUUAAAUAUAUUCAAUAUAUCCCUCACCAAGUACAUAUAUAUAUAAGCAAACACAUUAUAUAUAACUCCACACUGUCUUCUGUUUAGUGUAUGGGAAAAGGUGUCCAAAUGCCCACCUGGGGCCAGCCCAGAGGCCCAGGGGUGUUCUCAGCUGAGCUGGGAGUCAAGCUGCCUGCUGAGGACUGACGGUGGAUUUCUCUCUUUGCCUUAAACCUCUUUAUUUCACUGCGCCAAUACUUUCACUUUGUACAUAUUAGUGCCAACCUUCUGAAAAGGAAGCUAUAAAAACAAAAGUUGUAAUUUAAAAGUCUGUGAACAACCAUUUGCUGCUUGGGAAUCGGUGAAACGACAUGCCUUUUAGCAGGAAGCAAAUCUGUCCUUUUUUAAGUUUAUAAGAUGUGCAUUUUACAGUAUCAAAUAUUUAUAAUCUUAUGAGAAAUGGAUGAAUGUUCCCUACCUACAACUGUGGUUAUCAAAAUUGUGAACAUUCCCACCCGUGCAUUUUUGUGUGUUCAAAUUCUUGAAAGUUACAUUAAAUAAAAAGAAACGACUCUUUAUUAUAAAA